Messenger RNA from Porites lobata, 2731 nucleotides. NCBI's taxonomy places the organism in Eukaryota, Metazoa, Cnidaria, Anthozoa, Scleractinia, Poritidae. The record is from the annotation of a GenBank genome assembly.
AUGGUUGAUUCUGAGAGUGAGCCGUUAUACAGCAGUGAGGAUGAGUACUUCCCAGGUGAUGAAGAGAUGCAUGCUGAUGAUGAUUUUGUAGGAAUGGAAGUUACUGUGCCAUACCGCUCACCGCUAAAGGAACUUUUUCAGAAGGGUAUGUCUAAGUUUUGGGCUGUUGAAAAACCUGUAGUUAGCAUUCCUACUACUUGACCUGAACAGAUGAACCUUAUGUUUUUUUUCUGAUUUCUGUUCCAAAUUUGCAUGCAAAUCCAAAACUAUCCAUAUUACUGAGAAUUAGGAACCAGAAUGGUUUAAGGAAAAUAUGCCACCAAAAUCUCAACCUUCACCAAACAAAGCACUCAUCAUUGACAAGCCCUUCUUGUGUUCUUUUAACAUAUAAUGUGCUUUAAUGUGAUCUAAUUAGCUAUUUCUUAAUUAUAACUCAAAGCAACCAAGAAAAGUGAAAAUGAUUAGUACAUGCAGUUAUCACUUGUAAGGUCCUUCCAAGUUACACUUAAGGUACUCUACACUUUUAUCCCAAUGAUGAAAUUUUAUUCAGAUGCAUGCAUACAUGUAUAUUUUGAAAGGUGAUGCUAAAGUUGCACCAAUAUCAAGGAAAGAGAAGGGAUCAAGGAAUCUGACAGAUGGAGCUCAAGGACAAAGUGAGUAUAGUAUCUAUAGUGUCUGUCCAUUGUUGUUUCAUGAUGUUAUUUGUUUUACAUGCAUAUUCUACUUGAUAUUCAAAGUGGUCUUGGAGUUGCAACAAUAAUUUAAAAGGAAGUAGAACAAUUAACAGCUAGAGAUUACCAUGAUGAAGUAAAUUUUAUUCAAGUUACACUUAAGGUGACUCUACACUCAAGUUAAUGAUCCCAAUGAUGAAGUAAAUUUUAUUCAGAUGCAUGCAUACAUGUAUUUUGUUUUGCAAGGUGCUUCUAAAGUUGUACCAAUAUCAAGGAAGGAGAAGGGAUCAAGGAAUCUGACAGAUGGAGCUCAAGGACAAAGUGAGUAUAGUAUCUAUAGUGUCUGUCCAUUGUUGUUUCAUGAUUUUAUUUGUUUUGCAUGCAUAUAUUCUACUUGAUAUUCAAAGUGGUCUUGGAGUUGUAACAAUAAUUUAAAAGGAAGUAGAACAACAGCUAGAGAUUACCAUGAUGAAGUAAAUUUUAUUCAAGUUACACUUAAGGUACUCUACACUCAAGUUAAUGAUCCCAAUGAUGAAGUAAAUUUUAUUCAGAUGCAUGCAUACAUGUAUUUUGUUUUGCAAGGUGCUUCUAAAGUUGUACCAAUAUCAAGGAAAGAGAAGGGAUCAAGGAAGCUUUUUUAUGAAACUGAUCAAGAGCAAAGUGAGUAUGCAUGGUAUCUAGCAAUCUGUCCAUUAAUUGUCUGUGUUAUAUGUCAUGGUUUUAUUCAUUUUGCACUUGCUCUACCUGAUAUGCAAUGUGGUCUUGGAGUUGUGUCAAAAGAACAAACAUCAUAUAGGCAUAUAGACUUGGUGAGGGUCCUGAGAGUGUUUUCUUUAUACAGGUUUGACUGUAGCUGUUAUGAAUAUAAUGAAUGAACACACAUGUAUGCAGGUGUAGAUCAAGUUUACCUUCACUGAAUAUAAACAUAAAACUUGUACUUAUAAUUACAAAUAUAUGUUUCUUUUUAGGAUCUCAGCCUGCCCUCUCCAAGUGUGGACGAGAGGAAUGCCGUCUCUUGAGACAAGAAAAUGCCUCACUGAAGCAGAAAGUUUUGGAAUUAGAGCAGAAAUUGAAUGGUUAGAAUUACUGUUUAUUGUUAUCAUGUUUUGUAUAUAACUGCCACUAGAAACAUUUUUAUCCUACAAAAAUAACAGUUAAUUGGCACACUUAAAAUUUAAUUAUUAUUCACUAUUUUUUUUUUACUUGAUUGUCAAUCAUUGAAAAUGAUGGAGGGUUGUGUAAUGUAUGUAUGUUUUUGAUUCAUUGGUACAGGUACCUAUUCUUAUAGGACUGUUUUGUUUAAUUUCUUUCAGAUCAGUAUAGUGAAGACACUAACAAACCACUUGCUGGAGUCAUUUCUCCAGUAAUUGCAUCAAAACACAAGGUACACAUGCCUGUACAUGCAUGCUUUAAAUAACAAGCACUCCUAGUUUAAUGUUCAAUUGUAUAUUUGAGGGCAGCUGUUUUACCAGAUGUAUUUGUUGUUUAUUUCAAGCACCCUACAUGUACAACCUACAAACCUAGUGUUCCCUAAAUACUAAGGGUGCAUCUGCUUGAUAUGAAGUCACAAUGUUAUUGGUAAUAAGUUUAACAUUCUGGGGCCGGAUUCAUGAAGCCCUCCUAAACUAAGACAAAUCCUAAACAUUGUUUAUUAACAAUAGUCUAUUGUCGUAACCACAAUAGACUAUUGUUAAUAAACAAUGCUUAGGAUAUGUCUUAGUUUAGGUGGGCUUCAUGAAUCCAGCCCUUGAUAGGUCAUCCAGAAGAAAUGUAAUUCUCUGUGAGGGAGACUUUAAAUAGGUGCGUUAAAUUUUUCUGUUCUUCAUCCAAAGUUGGGGUUUUGUUAUUAAACUUGAAGAAGAAUUCAAGGUACAGAUGUGAACAUUUCACUGUACAUUUCACUCAUUUAUUGUAUCUCUUUUACUUAGAUGGAAGAAAUGGCCAUAGGGAGUGGGGUUUUCUGGUACCCGACCCAACGACUGAAUGCAUUGGCAGAAGGAAAAUCAGUGGGCACUAUGACAGCAUACUUGAUUGACGUCAUGUUUGACAAAAAACUUUAA